UUAUUCAAUUUGAAAGACACAAAUAAUUUUUGUAGAGUUGGUUAUCCAAUCCAAAUAUAAAAUCUAUUCAUUUCUAUUUAGCAUUUCAACGGAGAACCACUGGCUGUACUAAAAAAGUGAUCAUUUUUUAAUAAUCAAGUUUUGUUACAUCAAAAGCUUUGUAAGAACAACUCUUCGAACAAUUAAGUUUUAUAAUUUACUACCAGUCUUUUCAUUUUCAACAUGUCUUCAGAUAAUAAAUUUCCCGAAAACUUUUUAUUUGGCGCUUCUUCUAGUGCAUAUCAAAUCGAAGGUGCAUGGAAUGAAGACGGAAAAAGCAAAAGCAUUUGGGACUACAUUUACCAUAAUGAACUCAGCGAUUUUAAGAAUAAUAAGCAUAAGUAUUUUGCUAUUCGUCCUAGAUCUCAAAUGCAACAUCAUAAUUUGAUUAAAAAUCCAGACGUUAAAUUAGUCGGUUUUCACAAUCAUCAUUUAAUUUUUGAUGAUAUGACCGUCGAUAAACAUUUUACUUCAGGAGUAGAAGAUGACGGUUUAACAUCAGGCGAUGUUACAUGUGAUUCUUACCAUAAAUUUGAGGAAGACAUUAAACUAUUAAAAGAUCUGGGUGCUCAAGUUUAUCGUUUUUCGAUAAGUUGGACUAGAGUUUUACCGAAAGGUCAUGAUUUUGUCACUAAUCCAGCUGGUAUUGAGUAUUACCAUAAAGUAAUAGAUUUGCUACUUGAGAAUGAUAUUACACCAGUGGUUACUAUUUAUCAUUGGGAUCUUCCACAAUCAAUUCAAAAACUUGGUGGAUGGUCAAAUAAUAAUAUUUUGAGAUAUUUUGUAAACUAUGCAAAUUUCUUAUUUAAGACAUAUGGAGAUAAAGUUAAAUAUUGGACAACAAUAAACGAACCAAAAAUGGUAUCCGAAGGCUAUGGUGGUCUAUAUAGUUUUGCUCCGCGUAUGGGUAAAAAUUAUAGUGGAUUAGGAGACUAUAUGGCUAUUCAUAAUCUUCUAUUAGCUCAUGCAAAAGCUUACAGACUGUAUGAAAAAAACUACAAACCUACACAACAAGGUCAAAUUUGUAUUUCCUUAGAUACAUUAUGGGCUUUUCCAUAUGACCCAAACAACGAAGAUGAUAAAAAAUCUGCCGAAAUAUUUUAUGAAUAUAAUGUUGGAUUAUUUAUUGAGCCGCUAGUUACUGGUAAAUUUCCAGACGCUUAUUUGAACUCGGUUAUAGAUACCAACAAUCAGAGGGGAAUUAAUGUUUGGCGAAUGAUACAAUUCACUGAAGAAGAAAAAAAAUUAUUGAUAGGGUCUUAUGAUUUUUUAUCAGUCAAUUAUUAUUUUUCGAUGUCUGUUUCUGCAUUACCUGCAGAUCAAAUCAUUGAUCCUACUAUUGAUCUUAAAACAGUUGAUCAAAGAACUGUUAUACGUGCUUUAGCGGACGAACAAAAUACUAUAAUGGGCUAUAGAAAUAUAAUGAAUUGGCUAAAUAAAAAAAUGGGGCAAAUUUCACAUAUCAGAAAACCGAAAUUUUUCAUAUCUGAAAACGGAUUAGCUGAUGAUGUUAAUGAUCCGACAUACAAAGAAAAAUUAAAUUAUCACUAUAAUAUAAUAAAAGAAACCAAAAAUUUGAUAGACAGUGGUAUUGACAUUUUUGGAUAUUGCGCUUGGUCAUUGAUGGAUUCCUAUGAAUGGGUUGAAAAAAGCCCAAAGUUUGGAAUUUAUAAAGUCGACUUUAAAGAUCCUAACAGACCUCGUACAGCAAAACCACAAGUUUUUGAAUUUUUCCACGAUUUAUACAAAAAUAAGGCGUUGAAAGAUACUAAACCAAACUAAACACUUGUUUCUUAUUGAAUUUUACAAAAACAUAUUUUCAUUUUACUAUAACUCUUAUUUUUUUUCUUUCAAAUGUUUUAUUUUAUACUUAUAUAAACCAUUAUUUUAUAAUAAAAAAUAUAUCAUUAUUGAGUGUUGGCAUAU
Molecule: messenger RNA, 1965 nt
Organism: Daktulosphaira vitifoliae (grape phylloxera)
Lineage: Eukaryota; Metazoa; Arthropoda; Insecta; Hemiptera; Phylloxeridae
Product: lactase/phlorizin hydrolase-like
Exons: 13
Coding region: 223-1821 (532 amino acids)
Biological process (GO): carbohydrate metabolic process
Molecular function (GO): beta-glucosidase activity
Source: RefSeq, a predicted model, not a curated record